AAUUUCCCUGGUACUUUUAACAUGAAAUCGCCAUUCAGCUUGUGUUUGUUGUUGUAUGGUGCUCUUGUUUAUACAGAAAACACCACCAAAAAGCACAAAGUACCUUUCCAUAAAAGAUUUUAUUCAGAUUUAUUUCGCAUGAGGUCGAUUGUUAUUCUUGGACAAGUUCCACACAACGCAAAUAGAUUUAGCAUCCGACUGUGUGUAAAAAAGGACUGUAUACCAAAUGUUGCUUUAUUGUUUAACCCAAGAUUCAUUGAAAGGAAAACAGUAAUGGCACGAAAAAUGGGUCAGAGUUGGUCAAACAUACAAGUUGAGAAAGUAAAUCCUUUUAGCAAGGGUCAAAGAUUUCAAAUGGUGAUUAAUAUCAGGACUCUUGACUAUGAAAUAUAUAUUAACAACAAGUAUUUCGCCAAAUACCCGCAAAAUUAUCUCCACUGGGAAAUCGGAUACAUCAACGUGCGUGAGGAUGUUACUAUAGAUGAGAUCCAGGAAAUUAGUCAAGAACUUGUGUUACACCACACUCUACAACCAGGAGUCAAAGUUAGAUGGGAUGCAACAAUAUCAGAUGCAGAAUUUAAAAUGUAA
Molecule: messenger RNA, 588 nt
Organism: Physella acuta
Lineage: Eukaryota; Metazoa; Mollusca; Gastropoda; Physidae
Product: 32 kDa beta-galactoside-binding lectin-like
Molecular function (GO): galactoside binding; carbohydrate binding
Source: RefSeq, a predicted model, not a curated record